AUGCCCAUGAAGGGCGUACGUAGAUUUGGUGUGUCGGGGAAGCUUAGUCCCCGUUACAUUGGACCUUUUGAGAUCCUAGAGCGAGUUGGCUCUUUGGCCUAUAGGUUGGACUUACCACCACAGUUAUUUGGUAUUCAUAAUGUCUUCCAUGUGUCAAUGUUGAGGAAGUACGUGCUGCACCCCCAGAAUGUCAUUGAUUAUCAAGUUAUAGAAGUCGGGGAAGAUGUCACAUAUAAGGAAAGACCUAUCGGUAUUUUGGAAUGGAAAUGGAGGGUGAUGAGGAACCGAUCAAUUCCUUUUGUGAAAGUUCAGUGGCAACGUCAUGCUUCAGACGAGGCUACUUGGGAGCGUGAGGAUGAGAUGAGAUGUCUUUUCCCCCAGCUUUUUGAAUGA
Molecule: messenger RNA, 393 nt
Organism: Diospyros lotus (date-plum)
Lineage: Eukaryota; Viridiplantae; Streptophyta; Magnoliopsida; Ericales; Ebenaceae
Exons: 1
Coding region: 1-393 (130 amino acids)
Source: RefSeq, a predicted model, not a curated record